Trachymyrmex septentrionalis is the source of this 2022-nucleotide messenger RNA. It is a transcript of the gene Amph, whose product is annotated as amphiphysin. The record is from RefSeq and is a predicted model, not a curated record. Bases 236 to 1552 code for a protein of 438 amino acids. NCBI's taxonomy places the organism in Eukaryota, Metazoa, Arthropoda, Insecta, Hymenoptera, Formicidae. Gene Ontology annotation, cellular component: cytoplasm; plasma membrane. The transcript has 9 exons. Gene Ontology annotation, molecular function: phospholipid binding; protein binding.
GACUCCCACGACUCCCGUGCGCCGUCGCACUCUUCGGUGACUUCAGAGUUCAGUCAGUUCAGUUCCUCUCCGCGUCUCGACACGAGCGUUUUGAUCCCGUGAGUUGGUGUGUCGCUGCUUCGGCUUCCUCCUUUCCUGCGUCAAACUGCGAGCCAUCGUUGCGUCGACAAGUUGAGAGAGUUUUUUUUAAGUGCUUCGCCUCUCCCGCAUCCGCAACCGACGCUACGGGAACAUCAUGGCUGAGAGCAAGGGCGCGUUAAUCGCGAAAACAGUGCAGAAACACGCGGGCAGAGCGAAAGAGAAGUUUCUUCAGAAUCUGGGCAAGGUUGAUCGAACCGCGGACGAUAUAUUCGACGAGCACCUGCAGAACUUCACAAGGCAGCAGAACUCCGCCAACAGACUGCAAAAGGAGUUCAACAAUUACAUCAGGUGUGUUCGAGCGGUGCAGGCCGCUUCAAAGACGCUCAUGGACUCGUUGAAUGAGAUCUACGAGAGUCAGUGGACCGGACACGAUCUGUUGUACGUGCAGGCACAAAGUCUUGACAUGCUGUGGCAAGAUUUCACUCACAAACUUGCGGACCAGGUUCUUGUACCACUCAAUACGUAUCAAAGUCAAUUCCCAGAGAUGAGGAAAAAGGUCGACAAACGCGGACGCAAACUGGUGGAUUACGACAGUCAGAGACACAACUUCCAGUCGUUGCAGGGUAAUCCAAAGAAGAGGGAUGAGCUCAAAGUGUCCCGGGGGAAGGAAUUGUUAGAAGAAGCAAAACGUACAUACGAACAAUUAAACUCCGAGCUGCACGACGAACUGCCAGCAUUAUACGACUCGCGCGUUCUUUUCCUCGUUACAAAUUUGCAGACCCUCUUCGCCGCAGAACAAGUGUUUCAUACUGAAAGUUCCAAGGUAUAUUCUGAAUUAGAAGCAAUUGUUGAUAAAUUGGCUAACGAAAGUCAGCGAGGAUCUUACACGUUGAAGAAGAAUACGGAACCGCAAUCACCGAAGUCACCCAACGCGAAUUCGUCCCUAAUAAUUAACACGCAGCCGGCGCAGAACAAUAUCUCAGGAGCUUUAGAUGAUACCGCGCCCGUUGCCAGAGACACGUCGCCGACCACCCAGAUAAACGGCAACGCUAACAGCAACGCUAAUAGCAACGCUAAUAGCAAUGAUAACUCUCUCAAUAAUCAGGAUGCGUCGCCGCAGAACGCAGUCGCGCCUUCUAAACGAGUCGAGGAACUGUAUGAUAUUCCAGUUGGCAGAUCCAUGACUAACGGGGCGGACUCAAUCGUUCUAGAGGCGGAAUAUGAAAAUGCUGCUAAUUUCUCUACAGGGGCGACAACAGACAAUCUGCCGCCGGGUGUUUUAUACAGGGUUAAAGCCACUUACAAGUACAGUCGUGAGGAUGUGGACGAGUUAUCGUUCGACGUUGGCGAGAUUAUUCGCGUGGUGGAAUACGACGAUCCUGAAGAACAGGAAGAAGGCUGGUUAAUGGGUAUCAAAGAAGGAACCAAUGAAAAGGGUAUGUUCCCGGGAAACUUCACGAAACCGCUGUGAAAGCUGUGCUCGAUUCGCCAUUUACACUCCAAUGCUCAUCAGAGACAGCGUAUUUUACUUUAAAGUAGUUAAAGAAUCGCGUAAUUAAGUGGGAGAUAAAGAGCCGCGCGGUCAUGCGAGAAUAAUAUUACGUACGGCGUAUAUAAGUAAAAGCAAAGGGAAAGGACAAAAGCAGGCGACAAGGUUGCAGGAGGAAUAUGGAGAGGGAGCGGGGAGAAUUCGAUAAGAUAGUUAUGCUGGAGGGUACUGCGGAGAGAAUCAAUCACCCCAAAGUGCCUUAACCCAGCCACUGUCUGUGCCAACAUUCACUCUUAUUCGUCAAAAAAAUAUGGGAUUGACCUUCUCAUAUCAAACGUACGAUACACAUCAUGAAUAAUAAUCAAACGACAUAUUUAAGCGACUAAAUAAUAUAUUGUAACACGUAUACACAAUAAAAAACACACACCGCACAUACAUGCGAUAUACACUAC